UCUUCUUAUUCAUACUACAAGUCCUCGAAGGCUCUCCGAAAUUCUCUAGACGCUAUAUUCUAGGUGGUUUAUUCUCACGAUCCCCAGAGAGAAGUCAUCGCUUCUCGAACUGACUUCCCGCCCAAGGCAAACGCCAUGUGUGGACCGGGUGCGGACCCGAUUAAUGGGUUUCAAAGUGGCUAUAUUAUGGCAACUUUCCAGCCUAGUAUAGAGACGAAAAAAUCGGGCGAUGAGCCAAUUGCAGAAUUGCCAAACAAGUCAGUGAUGAAAGCAGCUAUAGUAGCGCAAGAGGGCAUGAAGGGCGAUAAGCCUGCUACAUCCGCCACCGCUACUCCUUUCCAGCCAGUCAUUGACGGCAAAGAGUUUGGUGACUCGUCGAUGGUCGCAAAUCCUAUGAUGUUCUCAAAGAGAUUCACAGAGGAACCACCAACCACACCUCAAAAAGGAGCAAUCAGACCUCGAACCCCAUCGCCUGCUCCAUCAACUCCUCAGCCGAACGAAGUAGUUUAUGAGAGCCGAAUUAAUUUCAUCGUGCGUGUUUCUACUGUAUAUCCCAUGUCACAAGAAGAAGGAAGCGCCACAGCACCAAAGAGGCCUCGCAGCCCUUCGCCAUCUCCGACCAGUCCCGGCGUGCUCAAUACCCUUUCCAUCGACUUCCUGCCGCAGCAGCAGGAGUUCGUCUUCCGGAAGGUAUUCGACAGCCUCAAGGAGGUAUGGGACAAGCUCAUCAAGGACUUCGAGCCAUACUUCGCAGCGCUGGAAACGCGCCCCGCGAUGCCUGGUAUCGAUCAAGUCAGGGACCUGGUAAUGUCGCCGCGAGCGUCGCUGCAGGGAAUCGCCGACGGCACGGCGUACAUCGUGCACAUGUCGUUGAUGGCUAGCUGCAAGGACUGCCCCUCGAGGGACCUCUCGGACGUGCAGAAUCGGUUUCUGUCCAGCGCCGCGAAGAUCAAGUCCGCGGUCCUGGAACACGUCGCUGUGGUCAAUACCCUCGCCCCCUUUUCCCUCCCUCUCGACCCUGCUACCCCCUGGCCGCCCGCGCACGGCGCCUAUCGAUUCCGCAACCCCUCGCCUCCGCGCCCCAGCACACCACCGGCCAGAAACAGGCGAGUGUACUCCCUAUCUGUAGAAGCGCUCCGGCCGCGAAUCCAACGUCUUAACUUCGGGGGCCGCAACGACGAGGGCAGUGGUAUGGAUAUGGAUAUAAAUAUCGACACCCCUACCCCUACCCCUACCCAUACUCCUGCUUUUGCUCCUAUUACCCCUACUCCGCGAACACCAUCGACACCCCGAACCAAGACUCCACUGGUCAACCAAGCCAACCUACCACCAGCGCGCAGCAGCCCAACACCCCCUUCGCAGACCCCGCGCCCCCGCCCCCCUCUCCAGCACACCUACCACCCGACGACUCCCGCAGCGCCUCCCAGCGCUCCGCGACGAUUCGCCCCGCCCCGCCCCCAGCACCAGCACCAGCACCAGCACCGGACGCCGGCGGAUAUCUUUCUUACUCCGCGUAAUCGCUAUCCCGAUCGCGAUCGCGAUCGGGUCCUCGCUCGUUAUUCUCCGCCGUACGUGCCGCCCGCGCGAAGAUUCGAGCCCGGGUCCGGGUCCGGGUUCGCAUCUCGGUUGCCGGUCGUGGGGCGGAUCGGUCGGUACCCCGUGCGGGCGCCCGUUGGACGCGCGGGUUCUGGUGCUGCGGUAGUGGGGAAUGGGGAGGGUAAUGAUGAUGUUUUCGUUGCUGGGACUGGGUAUGUGUGACGUGACGUGACGUGGCGGCGGCGGCGGCGGUGGUGGUGUUGACGAGUGCAUUGGCGCUUUGGACUGUGCAACUGCCAGGCCACGACUUUCGGAAGAGGUGCUUGAGUUUUCUUUUUCUUUUUUCUUUCUUUCUUCUUCCGCCGGGUUGUAUUUAGGUGGAACAAGGGUCGGGUUUUCUUUCGUGGGUCUUCAUCUAGUUUCGUGAGUUAUAGCUAUCGGGUCGAUAUGGAGUUAUGAGAUAGAGCUUGGGGGUAUCUAGUAGGUACCUAAGGUACUAGAUUGGAUUAUCUUAUUAGACGAUGGUGGUGGCAUGGGUUCCCUUGAUAUGUAUCUGUUACGUUCUAGGGGCUAGGAGCUAGGAGAUUGACAGUGCGUGAUAUAGAAAC
Daldinia caldariorum is the source of this 2144-nucleotide messenger RNA. RefSeq lists its product as uncharacterized. The transcript has a single exon. The record is from RefSeq and is a predicted model, not a curated record. Lineage: Eukaryota; Fungi; Ascomycota; Sordariomycetes; Xylariales; Hypoxylaceae. The coding region runs from base 136 to 1758 and encodes 540 amino acids.